Spirodela intermedia is the source of this 4066-nucleotide messenger RNA. The record is from the annotation of a GenBank genome assembly. Lineage: Eukaryota; Viridiplantae; Streptophyta; Magnoliopsida; Alismatales; Araceae.
AUGGGGAUCGGGGGGAACUUCUGGGAGCUUCUCAAACCCUAUGCCCGCUACGAGGGCGUGGACUUUCUCCGGGACAAGCGGGUGGCUGUUGACCUCUCCUUCUGGAUCAUCCAGCACGACGCCGCUGUGAGGAGCGCCUCGCGGAGGGCCCCACGGAAUCCCCAUCUCCGCGUCACCUUCUUCCGCACCGUCAACCUCUUCGCCAAGGUCAACCCCUCCCCCACUCUCAGCCGCCUUUCCGUCCAUGUCGUCUCCUGAGCCAGCGGUCUCACGGCGGCGCAGAUGGGGGCGUUCCCGGUGUUCGUGGUCGACGGGGAGCCGCCGCCGCUGAAGGCACAGGCGAGGAUCGAGCGGUUCUGCAGGGCGGCGGGAUUAGAUCCCUCUGAAUGUGCGAUUGCCCUUCCUCAAAUGGAGGGCGGGGAAACUCCUGAGAUUCAGAGGAACAGGUUCUUCACUAAAUGCGUCCAGGAGUGCGUGGUGAGUCGCUGGAAGAUCCCUCACAGUCGUUGUUUCUCCCUAAAUUUUUCUCUAGAUUCUGUUCCUGCGACGUUGAUUCUCAGAACUCCAUGAUUUUUCUGAAGAAACCAUCUGCAUUGCAUCUCCGGUUUAUCCACUUCGAUCGGAAUAAAAAUCUAGAACACCGCUCACUCGGAUCAUCUGCAGAGUGCUAUCUUCAACGCAUCAGUUCUUGAAAUGUUCUUGAAUUUUUUUAAAAAUCUCUGAUCUACGACCGAAACUAAUUGAUCCUUGUUCUACCAUUUCCGAGGAUAGGAGCUUCUUGCUUUUCGGAAUUCCACAGUUUUUUUCUGAAGAAAACAUCUACAUUUAAGACUCAUCUACUUCGAUCGGAAUUAUCAUCUUGAACACCACAUAUUCAGAUCAUCUUCAAUGCAAGAAAGCUGUUGAAAAUCAUUCGCUUGAACAUAAGGGCUUAAAAUUUCUUGACUUUUUUUUAAAAAUCUCGGAGCUACUAAUGGAAUCACUUGUUCCUUGUUCUACCAUAUCCAAUGAUAGGAGCUGCUUGAGCUGCUGGGGAUGCCUGUCGUGAGAGCCAGGGACGAGGCCGAAGCUCUCUGUGCCCAAUUAAAUGCUGAUGGUGAUGUUGAUGCUUGUAUCACAGCGGACAGUGAUGCCUUCCUCUUUGGGGCCACGUGUGUGAUCAAAAGCCUGAACUCCAACUCCAAAGUUAGUGUAAUAUCACAGUAUAUCAUUGUUCAGCAUGCCAGAUUAUAUUUUUGGAAACUUCCCAUAUGCCCUGAUCGCAUAAUGGCUAUUGGGUACGUUUUGAUUUGUGUUCUUGGGUAAGUUCAUGGAACAAAAUUAUAAGAUAUAUAAUUAGAUCACUUUAGAUGGUCUGAAAUCCCAAAUUUGCUUCUAAUCGACUUGGGAAAGUAGACGAUUCUGGGAUUUUUUUUGCCAUUUAUGAAAUCAACAGUCAAGUAGGGUUCUCUUCUUGCUGAUUUUGACUUCCAUGGUUAUAAGAUGUAGCCUGUGUAAAGUCAAAACUUUCCAGCUAAGUCAUAAUUUUUUUCCCUGUCAUCUGACCUUCGUAGUGAUACGAUGAUGAAGCACUUCACUUUUUAGCCUUGUAAUCAUGCACCAGUGGGGAUAAUAAUCCAUUUUACUCAACUCUUGUAUGUUUUUACACAAGUCAACGAGUUAUCAUUCGGGCAGAUUUCAUCCUCUGCGUCUCGCUGCAUGCAGGAACCAUUCGAAUGCUACAAUAUAUCAGACAUCGAAGCCGGUCUUGGCCUGAAGAGGCAGCAUCUCAUAGCCAUCUCGCUCUUAGUUGGCAACGAUUAUGAUCUUCAUGGGGUGCCUGGCAUUGGAGUUGACACGGCCGUUCGUCUCAUCCAGCUGUUUGAAGAAGAUGAGAUUCUGCAGAGGUAUCUACAGCGAACCCAUGAGAUCCAGGCCAGAAUGGAACACUAAGCCCUAAACUUGCCAGAGUUCUGAUCUUUCUGCAGGUUGGGUGAAUUGGGCAAAAUCGGCAAAAUCGGCAAUUCAUCAAUGGCGUCCCUGAGCCCUCUAGAGGGGGAAUCCAGGAGGGCCAGGGCCCCUCCUCACUGUUAUCGCUGUGGUCACCCAGGUUCUAAGCGGGCCCAUGUCUCCUCUCCUUGUGGGCCCUGCAAUGCCUCCGGAAAUGGAAAUUGUGCUGCAAAGCCAUCAGGGUUCAGAUGUGAGUGCCCAGCCUGUGAAAAGGUGCAUAUAUAUUUUAUGAUCUUCCCCAUUUGAUUAAUUUUUUGUUCCUGCCUUUUACCAGCUGCCAUAUGAAUAUUUAUGCAUUUCUCGUGGCAGAUUUAUUUAUUUAUUUAUUUAUUUUCCCCUUGAAUGGGAAUAUUCUUCCAAGAUCAAGCAAAAAUGACGAUUUUGGUGUGCUCCAUGGGCAGGCUCGCCUAGACAAAGAACAGAAGAAGCAUGAGAGCUGGAGAAUCAGAGUUUGCCAAAGAAUUUCCGCUGAGGAUAAUUUCCCAAACGAGAGGAUCAUCGGGAUCUACUUAAACAGUGGCGGCGACCAUUGCAGUGGGUCCUCUGUCUGACUGAUUCAUCCCUCUUCUCUCCAUAGCUCUUCCUGCAAGAUUCUCCCAGGAAAAGGAAAGAAAUUCCUUGAAAUAUCUUGAAUUUUUUUAUUUUUUUUAAAAAUAAAAUCUUGAAAUUAUUAUUGGGAAGACGUGAUGAAUAGAAUUUGAUAAACUGGCGGUUCAAAUGACUUUAAAAUAGAGAAAAAAAAAUGUUAAACAUUGAUUUUCCAAGCUCUUUCUUCAUCUCGGUUGACUUAAUUUUUUGGCUGCUCAGAAGUUUCGACCUGGACUGUGCAGGAGACAAAGCCCCACCUCUUCAGUGGCAGAACCCAAGUGUGGAGGCUUUGGUUGACUUCUUGUCUUACUACCAGAACUGGAAGCCAUCUUAUACCCGGGAGAGGGUUCUUCCGAUGCUUACGACUAUCUUCUUGAGGGAAAUGGCUGCCAAUCCAAGGGAAGGAUCUCUCCUGUGCGGACAGUUUGGGUUCCAUUCGAUACAGAGGAUAAGGACGAGAUUCUUCCACCCUUUCUAUGUGGUGAAGUGGAAGAGGGUCUCUUCUGGUUUGACUUGUCCAAAUGUGGGGCUGUCUGGUUCUCCACCUUCUGACUUCCCCUCCUCAGAAGGGACUGACCCCGCCGAUCUAAUGGAGGAGCCUGAGGUCCCCUCAAUCUUCAUUGAUGAUGGAUGCUGGUUCAUGGCCACUGAUGAGAAUAUGGAGCUCGUGCGGGCGGCAUUUCCCAGGGAAGUCAACAGAUUCCUAAAAGAGAAGGUGCUUAUUUUUUGCUUCAUGAUUGACUUCUGCCGGAUAUGUGGGAGUAAGUAGGUUUUUCAAAGAAGAGUUUUUUGUUCUCAAUCCUAUGGUUGACUUUUCUCCUACUCACCAGAGUCAACAUGUUUUGUUAAAGAACAUGUUGGGACAUUUCAAUCAUAUGGCUAACUUUAGGCCCGAACUUACCGGAGUUGGGAUUUUUCUGUUUGACUUUUGCCCGACUCUACAUAAUCUACAUGUCUCUCAAAGAAGAUGUAUUUAUUUCGAUUAUAUGGUUGACUGUCCACCUUCAAAGAGUCAGCUGGCUUAGACUAGGAUCAAACGGGUAGUUGACCAAGAGCAGGAAACUCUCCCACUUAAUCAUAAUUCUGAAAUUUUUUACAAAUGCUCAGUGCUUGCUUAGCUACUAUUUGGAGAAGAAUCCAAUGCAAUGCCUAAAAGGAUUCCCCAUCUGUUCAUCACUGAUUGAUGAUCUGCUUCCUAUGCCCACAGGAGCCGCGGGAAUCAAAGUCAAAGAGGAAGGAGACAUUGGCAUCAGAUUCGCCGAGAUCUGGUCCUAUACAGCUCAGCAUCACCGAGUUCUACCGCUCCACCAAAGCUGCUGCCACUGCCACUGCCACUGCCACGGCCACCACCGCCGCUGCUCAACUGAAACCAGAUGAAGAUCCAGUAGAAAGCUCUCACCAGGGCCCUUCGGUUAAGAGGCAAAAGAGGCCUUUGAGCUCUGAUCAGACCCUCUCCAAGUCAGUCCGACGGCGACUCCUCUUUGAUUAA